This is a messenger RNA of Musa acuminata subsp. malaccensis (wild Malaysian banana), 589 nucleotides long. NCBI's taxonomy places the organism in Eukaryota, Viridiplantae, Streptophyta, Magnoliopsida, Zingiberales, Musaceae. The record is from RefSeq and is a predicted model, not a curated record.
UACGAGAGAAAGAGGAAGAGGAAGAGGAAGAAGAAGACAUGGCGACUCUUUGUGGAUAUCAAGAUCGGGAAGAAUGGGGCUUAGUUUCGCGAAGCUAUUCAGCCGCCUCUUUGCGAAGAAUGAGAUGCGGAUCCUGAUGGUGGGGCUUGAUGUCGCCGGUAAGACGACCAUCUUAUACAAGCUCAAGCUCGGGGAGAUCGUCACCACCAUACCCACCAUCGGGUUUAACGUUGAGACUGUAGAGUAUAAAAAUAUUAGCUUCACCGUCUGGGAUGUUGGUGGUCAGGAUAAGAUCAGACCUUUAUGGAGGCAUUGCUUCCAGAACUCCCAGGGUCUAAUAUUUGUUGUUGACAGCAAUGGCAAAGAUCGUGUGGCUGAAGCAAGGGAUGAGCUUCAAAGGAUGCUUAAUGAGGUAGUUCUCCAUGCAUAAUGCCUCUAAUCUUUUAUCUUUGAUAUUGACUUGUCUUUAUUUAGCAGCGACUAUAAAGCUGACAUAAUUGGAUGUACUAUUUAUUUGCAUAUGGUAAUGGCUUGCAUGUUAUACUAAAAUUAGAUAUGUCAAUCCACUUGAUUAAAAUUGAUAUUUGUA